GGUUGCUAGGCAACGUCCCGCCGCCAGGGGGCAGUAGCGGUUCCUCCAGACUCUCGACGACUUACCCGCGCUGCUGGCGGAAACACAGACGAGACUAAAAAAGCAGGAGCACCAUGAGUCUGGACGUGAAGAAGCUGAAGGUGAACGAGCUGAAGGAUGAGCUCCAGCGGCGCGGCCUGGACACCAGAGGCCUGAAGGCGGAUCUGGUGGAGCGGCUGAAGGCGGCGCUGGAGGUGGAGGAGCAGGAGGACUCCCCGGAGCUGGGGGAGCCGGGGGACCACGACCUCCAAGACCUGCAGGACCUCCAGGAACAUGAAGACAACCAAGAUGAUACCCCAGAGCAGGAGCCACCAGAAGAAGCGAGUGACGACGAUGUUGACGACGACAUUGCACUUCAAGAGGAAGACGAGGGCAGAGAUUCGGGUGGCUACUAUGAGGACGAGGAGGCAGAAGGCGAGAGCUUCGAAGUUCAACCAACUAAAGCCGCGGAUCAAGCCAUGCCUGACUUCACGGCGGAUGACGAUAUAAAUGAAUCAACUAAGGAGCCUGAAGAGGCAACCAAACCACAGCCGAAGGUGGAGGAGAAUGAAGCGACCAAACAAGAAAUAAAGGUGGAAGUCAAAACGGAAGACGGCUAUGAGCCCGCCGGGGACAGAGAGCAGGAAACUCCGGGGACGGAGCAGCAGCGUGGGGAGGAUGCUACAGGUCAGGCUGAGCAAGUCAAAUCAGAAUCUGACAAAGGCGGAAACGUCAGUCGCAAGAGGCCGUAUGAGGAGAACAGAGGCUACGGCUAUUACGAGCACCGCGAGGAGAAGAGAUCCAGAACACCACAGCCUCCUGCUGAAGAUGAGGAGGAGAAUAUUGAUGACACUCUUGUGACGAUUGACACGUACAACUGCGAUUUGCAUUUCAAAGUGUCCCGGGAUCGCUACAGCGGUUAUCCACUGACCAUCGAAGGCUUUGCUUAUCUGUGGGCCGGAGCCAGAGCAAGCCACGGUGUCACCGGAGGCCGCGUGUGCUACGAGAUGAAGAUCAACGAGGAAAUCCCCGUGAAGCACCUGCCCAGCAGCGAGCCUGAUCCCCAUGUGGUCCGAAUCGGCUGGUCCCUCAACCACUGCAGCACUCAGCUCGGAGAGGAGGCCUUCUCCUUCGGAUAUGGAGGGACGGGAAAGAAAUCCUCCGACUGCAAGUUUGCAGACUUCGGCGAGAAGUUUGGAGAAAAUGACGUCAUCGGCUGCUACAUUGACUUUGACAGCGGCGACGAGGUGGAGAUGGGCUACUCCAAGAACGGAGUGCAGCUGGGAGUGGCGUUCCGGACCACCAAGGAGGCGCUGGCCGGACGCGCCCUGUUCCCUCACGUGCUGGUCAAGAACUGCGCGGUGGAGUUCAACUUCGGCCAGCGGCGGGAGCCUUUCUUCCCCCCACAAGAGGGCUACACCUUCAUCCACGAUCUCAGCUUGGAGGACAAGAUCCGAGGCACAAAGGGGCCCGUCAGCAAAGCCGAGUGUGAGAUCUUGAUGAUGGUCGGCCUCCCCGCCUGUGGAAAGACCACAUGGGCCAGCAAACACGCGGCGUCCAAUCCCGAUAAAAAGUACAACAUCCUGGGCACAAACGCCAUCAUGGACAAGAUGAAGGUGAUGGGUCUGCGCCGCCAGAAGAACUACGCCGGGCGCUGGGAUGUUCUGAUCCAGCAGGCCACCCAGUGUCUGAACAGGCUGAUCGAGAUCGCUGCCCGGAAGAGACGCAACUACAUCCUGGAUCAGACAAAUGUAUAUGGAUCAGCAAGGAGACGAAAAAUGCGUCCUUUUGAAGGUUUUCAACGCAAGGCUAUUGUAAUUUGUCCCACGGACGAGGAUUUUAAAGAACGAACAUUAAAGCAAACCAAUGAGCAGGGGAAGGAUGUGCCCGAUCAUGCUGUUUUAGAAAUGAAAGCCAACUUCACUCUCCCCGAGCCCUGCGACUUCCUGGAGGCCGUGACGUUCGUGGAUCUGCAGAGCGAGGAGGCGGAGAAGCUGCUGAAGCAGUACAACGAGGAGGGCCACAAGGCCGGCCCGCCCCCCGACAAGCGCUUCGACAGCCGGCCGGGCGGUUUCCGCGGCCGUGGUGGUAGCAGCAGCGGCGGCGGCAGCUACCAGCGCUACGACAACCGGGACGGGAACCGCGGCGGCUACCAGAGCCGCAGCAGCGACGGGGGCAGCGGCGGCUACAGAGGAGGCUACAACCGCGGCGGAUACAGCCAGAACCGGUGGGGCAACAGCUACCGCGACAGCGGGUCCGACUCCCGCGGCAGCUACAACCGCAACCAGCAAUCAGGGGGAAGCUACAACCGCCCGGUUCCCUACAACAAGGGCGGGUACAACCAGCAGCAGGGCUACAGCCAGAGCUACAACCAGGGCUACAACCAGGGCAACUACAACCAGAGUUACUACGGCAACUACAGUCAGUACCCAGGAUACAGCCAGACCCAGAGCUACAGCCAGCCGGCCGCCGCCGCACAGACGUACAACCACCACCAGCAACAGCCGGCCCAGCCGGCGCAGCAGCAGCCGCAGCAGCAGCAGCAGCAGACGCAGAGCUACAACCAGCAGUAUCAGCAGUAUGCUCAGCAGUGGCAGCAGUACUACCAGAACCAGAACCAGUGGAACCAGUAUUACAGCCAGUACGGCAGCUACCCUGGCCAGGGCAGCCAAGGCUCCUCCGGGUCCCAGUAACGGGCCCGGGCCCGGCCCGGGCCCCGCGGACCCCCAGUGUCCCCCAGCACUCGGGUCCACUUUUGUACAGUCUCACGUUGCGUCAGCGAUCAUCCCGUCUGGUCCCACGUCGGUAGCCUCCAUCCCCACCAAUCAGUGUGCACACAAAUUGUAUACAGUUUGAUGUCUCGUCCUAAUUUUUUUACUGAAUCGAGUCUUACGUAAAGCUCCGACCGUGAGGUGGUAGAUGUUAGGUCUCCAACAUUUGAGGAAUGUGUCAGGAUCAUGCGUUGAAGAUGGAUAUUUCAGCUCAAGAGGCAAUUGUACAUUUCUAGGAUGCAAAAGUGUGGAAUAAAGGCGGCAACGCUUGGGUGAUUUAGCUUGCUUUGAGAAGCUUAAUAAAGAUCAAAAGUGCAUGCUUUUUACCUUCAUGACCCCCCCCCCUCUGUCUUGCUCUUUACUUUUCAGUUCCGGAGUGAGCACAUUUUAUUUACCACGUAGAAAACAGACCUGGGACAUUUUUUAUAGGUGUUUGUACUGUAGUAUUUAAUCCUGCCUUUGAUUAAGAAUAUUUUGCCACUCUUUGUUUAGUAGUUGCAUCUGCACCCCCCCCAACCCUCGCACCCUCGCACCCCCCCUUAAUUUUGUGAUUGCUGUUCAUGAGUCCAGUAGUUGAAGCCUGUCAUGCCAUUUUUUCUUUUUUCUACCUGAAAAUGAAAUCUGAUUUUGACCAGUUACGCAAGCUUGUCUUGACUUUCUACAAUAAACACGGUUGUAUACACCUGUA
Messenger RNA from Cololabis saira (Pacific saury), 3477 nucleotides. It is a transcript of the gene hnrnpul1, whose product is annotated as heterogeneous nuclear ribonucleoprotein U-like 1. Lineage: Eukaryota; Metazoa; Chordata; Actinopteri; Beloniformes; Belonidae. Gene Ontology annotation, molecular function: protein binding. The record is from RefSeq and is a predicted model, not a curated record. The transcript has 16 exons. The coding region runs from base 114 to 2711 and encodes 865 amino acids.